CCCCUCUUUUUUCUUAUCUUCUCCUCUCUAUAAAUCUCAUUCCUCAAACCCCUCUCCCUCCAUCUCCAUAACACAACAUAACACAGAACUUUUUUUACCUCAAAAAUAUCAAAAACAUACUCAAAUACCAUAAAUACCCCUUUCAUCUCCUUUAUUCAAGUUUCAAUCUUUCACCUCAAAAUCUCUUCUUUCUUCAAUUCUAGUUAAUGGGUUGUUGCUAAAUCCUCUUUUAAUCUUCAUUUUCACUCUCAAAUUUCAAUUCUUAAGUUUUUUAUAUUAUGAAUAUGGAGCUUAUUUCUGGUUUACCCGAAGAUGUGGCCCGAGACUGUUUAAUUCGGGUUUCAUACCAACAGUUUCCAACGGUGGCUUCAGUUUGUAAAGGGUGGAAGACGGAGAUACAUACGGUGGAGUACCAUCGUCAACGGCGGAGAACCGGUAACAGUCAAAAAGUUCUUGUGAUGGUUCAAGCACGGAUUGAACCGAAUAAAACUGAAACCGGUUCAACAAAAAGACUUGUAAACCCGGUUUACCGGUUGAGUGUGUUUGAACCGGAAACGGGUUUUUGGAGUGAGUUACCGGCACCACCCGGUUAUAAUUCCGGUUUACCGGUUAUGUGUCAGGUAGCAUGUGUUGGUUAUGAUCUUGUUGUGUUGGGAGGUUUGGAUCCGGAAACAUGGAAAGCAUCGAAUUCUGUGUUUGUUUAUAAUUUUUUGUCGGCCAAGUGGCGUUGUGGGACCCAAAUGCCAGGUGGACCUCGUACGUUUUUUGGAUGUUCGUCAGAUGACCGCCAAACAAUUUUUGUAGCUGGCGGUCAUGAUGACGAGAAAAACGCAUUGAGGUCCGCUUUGGCGUAUGAUGUGGUGGCGGAUGUGUGGGUUCAGUUGCCAGAGAUGUCGUCGGAGAGAGACGAGUGUAAGGCGGUGUUCCGUGGCGGGAGGUUUAUAGUUGUUGGUGGUUACACGACGGAGAAUCAAGGGAGGUUUGAGAGGAGUGCGGAGGCGUUUGAUUUUGUGACGUGGAAGUGGGGUCAAGUGGAGGAAGAGUAUUUGGAUUGUGCCACGUGUCCUAUGACUUUGGUGGACGGUGGUGAUGAGGAGGAGAGUGUUUAUAUGUGUUGCAAUGGUGAAUUGGUUAUGAUGAGGGCUCACACGUGGCAGAAGAUGGGUAGGGUUCCAGAUGAGAUAUGCAACGUGGCGUAUGUUGGAGCGUUCGAUGGUUUUGUGGUUGUGAUUGGAUCAAGUGGCUAUGGUGAAGUGCAUAUGGGUUAUGUUUUUGAUGUAAAUAAUAAUAAUUGGAGAAAAUUGGAUUGUCCAGAUGGGUUUAAGGGACAUGUCCAAACUGGUUGUGUUUUAGAAAUUUAGGAAUUUUGAAUUUUCUACUUUUUUUACUUUUGAAUUUUCAACUAUCAAUAUGAUAUUUUGAAGUUGCUAAACUAGUGGGAGUUCAAGUGGAGCUAUGUUUUUUCCAUAGGCUAAAACUCUAUGGUUGAUGUAUUGGAUCACUCAAGCACAUAGCCAUCAAGAACUUUCGAACAAUGUUUUAAAAACUGAAUCAAACCGUUCAUUCAGUUAAAUCGAGAAUUGACAUUGUCUACGAUUUAGUUAUUUGAAUGGUUUGAUCGCAAUUUUGUAUAAGUUUGAAUAGUUAAAACACUUGAAUCAACAAUACUUGAAUGGUUUGAUUGCAGUUUUGUGUAAGUUCGAGUAGUUUAAAACACUUGAGCAAGUGGUUUGAAGAUUUCUCGGAUUCAAUAUCCACUUCAAUUUUAAACAUUGCUUUCAAGUUGUUGCUUGAACUCCUACAUUUUGUACAUUUUUUGGAAUGGUAUGGUAACGGUUUUAGUUAUUAA
Molecule: messenger RNA, 1849 nt
Organism: Medicago truncatula (barrel medic)
Lineage: Eukaryota; Viridiplantae; Streptophyta; Magnoliopsida; Fabales; Fabaceae
Product: F-box/kelch-repeat protein At1g15670
Exons: 1
Coding region: 279-1361 (360 amino acids)
Biological process (GO): negative regulation of cytokinin-activated signaling pathway; regulation of phenylpropanoid metabolic process
Molecular function (GO): protein binding
Source: RefSeq, a predicted model, not a curated record